AUGAAGGCGUCUCCGAUGGACGUGGACCUGGGAAUCGGGAUGACCUUGCAGCUGGUCGGGCACGUCGAGACCGUCCUGGAAGCCGGGGAGAUCCCGGGGGACGAGACCAUCCUACGGGCCGAGGUGAACCUGCGCAUUACGAUGGUCCCGGAGGCCGAGCUGACCGAGGAGGUGGAGGGGGUCCUGGAGGCCCACAUGGCCGAGGCGAUCCCGAAAGAGCGGACAGUCUUCCGGAUCCAGAUAGGAUUGGGGAGCCAGAUGGUCCUGGGCGUCACAACGGUCCUGGGCAUCGAGACCCGACGAACCGAGAUGGUUGGGGCGGCUGGCAAGGUCCCGAUGAUCCGAGUAAUCUUGGGCGUGAUCUUGGGCCGAACCUAG
Messenger RNA from Gregarina niphandrodes, 378 nucleotides. RefSeq lists its product as hypothetical. The record is from RefSeq and is a predicted model, not a curated record. Bases 1 to 378 code for a protein of 125 amino acids. The transcript has a single exon. Lineage: Eukaryota; Apicomplexa; Conoidasida; Eugregarinorida; Gregarinidae.